Neocloeon triangulifer is the source of this 1420-nucleotide messenger RNA. Its product is annotated as tRNA pseudouridine synthase-like 1. The record is from RefSeq and is a predicted model, not a curated record. Lineage: Eukaryota; Metazoa; Arthropoda; Insecta; Ephemeroptera; Baetidae. Gene Ontology annotation, biological process: tRNA pseudouridine synthesis. Gene Ontology annotation, molecular function: pseudouridine synthase activity; RNA binding. The transcript has 8 exons. Bases 169 to 1173 code for a protein of 334 amino acids.
UUGUACCACAUGGAAUGGAAAAACAAAACCAACAAACAAAACAGUAAAACAGAAAGGCGAAUUGAAGACAACUCUUGCGAUGCGAUUACAUAUUUAUAUUGAAAACUGGUCAAAACUGGAAUAAUUUUGAAUGAAAAAGUUGAAAUACUUCGAUCACCUAUAGAAGUAAUGCUGAGAAAGUAUUUUUUUAAUUUAUCCUACAUUGGAUCAAGUUUCAGAGGAGUUUCCAAACACGCCCAUGAAAUUGGUUAUGAUUUUGACUCAACCUCAGUGGCCGGUCUUCUGGAAUUGGCACUGGCGAAGACAUUUGGACGAAAACUGGAUGUUUACGUUUCCAGCAGGACAGAUGCUGGAGUGCAUGCAUUAAAAUCGAGUGCUCACUUCUUAGUCGACUUCUGUGAAAAGCGGCACUCGCAUCUCAGUGCUACUGAGACACUCAAUAGCAAGUUGAAUAACUUUUUCAACAAGAUUGAUUGUGAUAUCAGAGUGAGCAACUUGUGCCAAGUUUCUCUGGAUUUCCAUGCCAGACACAAUGCCCGAGCUCGUACUUACCUGUACAGAUUUGCAGUGUUGAAACCUGAAUUUAAUUCGGAAAUCUCAGCAUCUAGGAAAACCUCUGGAAUUGAACAUUUACCGUUCCCAAUUCUGGAGAGGAAACGGUGCUACUUUUUUAACAAUUCAGUAAUUGAUUGGCAGCAGGCGCAUCAAGUAACAAAAAUCUUGACGGGCUGCCAUGAUUUUGCUGCCUUCAGACACGGAGGUCUAACCGAAGACAAUAUAGACAAAGACACUGUCAAGAAAAUCAACAAACUAGAAUUACGACCUGGAUUGCCUUUGGUCAAUUCUGAGAUUGACCCAGCGGUGGAUUAUUGGGACUUUUGGGAAUUGUACUGCAACGGACAGUCAUUUCUAUACAAGCAGGUGAGACGCUUUAUGACGGUAAUUCUCGCAGUUGGCCGGAACAAUUUAUCAGUUGAUGAUGUACAGCGCAUGAUUGAUUGUCCAGCUAAGUACGGUUGGAAUCCAAGUAUCAAUUUAGUUCCUGCUCACGGUCUCUACUUGCUAAACGUCGAGUACAAUCCGGAAGACCUGAUUUUCAACGACGAUGAAGGCGUUGUUGGAGGAGAGGCGGAAAAAGUUGAAAGCGACGGAGACAAAAGUGACUCGAAGUGACGGACGAGUCUUUUUGGAGAGGGUUGAUGCAGAAGGACAUAGGGUGUUAACUGAGGAGGGUCAAACUUGUUCUGGAUUUGUUGUCGACACCAAACCUGACCUUCAGGUUGGAUGUGUUCUCCCUGGUCUGAUGGUCGGUUCUCAGGACGUUGUUGCGGACAUCAACCUGCUACUCGACCUGAAGGUGACUCAUGUGGUCAGCGUAGGAGUUCCCGACAUUAAGGUGCCUGUUGAGAAUAUUUGCCAC